AUGUUUGCCAAGCAGCGCAGCUCGUCAAAUUCUAGAGAAAGGUUUCAUUUCGAGUUCAUCUUUUUCGACUGCCGCCAGAAUGAAUUUCACUCCUCUCAACCCACGGCCACUGUUGCAAAAUCUGUACGCCCUACACCCGACCGUUCUUCCAGCUCUGCGACCGAUGCCAUUGUUUACGAUCUAGAAGGAUGGAGAGCCCAUGCUGACGUGGACACACUUUACAGGAUCAACGACGAGGUUAUCAUUCGGUUAAAGUGGGGUCAGACAGAGUACAAAGGUCGUCUGAUCAGCGUCGACUCGUACAUGAACAUUCAAUUGUCAAACACAGAGGAGUACAUUGAUCGCAAACACACCGGCACUCUCGGUGAAGUUCUGAUCAGAUGUAAUAAUGUCCUCUGGAUCUCAGCAGCAAAAGGAGUUGAAAUGAACGGGGAAGCGGACACAAAGAUGGAGGGAUAA
Messenger RNA from Exophiala xenobiotica, 459 nucleotides. RefSeq lists its product as uncharacterized. The record is from RefSeq and is a predicted model, not a curated record. Gene Ontology annotation, biological process: mRNA splicing, via spliceosome; spliceosomal snRNP assembly. Bases 1 to 459 code for a protein of 152 amino acids. Gene Ontology annotation, cellular component: U1 snRNP; catalytic step 2 spliceosome. The transcript is spliced from 4 exons. Gene Ontology annotation, molecular function: RNA binding. NCBI's taxonomy places the organism in Eukaryota, Fungi, Ascomycota, Eurotiomycetes, Chaetothyriales, Herpotrichiellaceae.